CACCGCCGCCGCCUCGUCCUCCUUCGUCCAAUUCCCCACCAGCACCCAGCACCCGCCGCCGCCUCCUUCAUGGCCAACGCGGACCCGAACUCGGCCGCCUUCCUCGUCGACCUGCUGGCCGAAGAGUCUGUCACGGAGCCGCCGCCGCUGCAAGAAGGCGCCGCCGAGCCCGAGACGGAAUUCGUCCCGGUGCAGGGCGCCAACGUCGAGGUCAUCAUGGUGGGAGGGCUCCCCAUGGAGGUGGAGCCCAUGUCCCCGGACUGGCCAUUCCCCCAACCUGCUAGUUUGCAGGAGCCACCUCGGGCCUUGGGAUCCCCUUCGCACAAGCGCCGGCUUUCGGAUGACUUAGACUCUGAGCCCGAAAUGGCUGGAUUUGAUGAUGCAAUGGGACUGCCUUAUGGGACUGGCAUACACAAUGAGAUGCCUUCUCUUCCUCCAGACGCAUCAAGCACUAUAUAUGCAGAAGGUCUUCCCUCCAACAUCACUGGACGAGAGCUUGCACAUAUAUUUCGUCCUUUUAAUGGGUUUCGUGAAGUUAGGCUUGUCAACGAUAAUAGUCAUAAAAUAGCUUUUGUUGACUAUGCCACUCCAGCCGAAGCCUUUUCUGCCAUGCGGGCACUGCAAGGUUAUUGGUUGGAUAUAGAUGACCAAGACUCGCGUUUGCACCUUCAAUUAUCUCGUGAUCAGCAUUAAAUCUUGUGUAGGUCCAGAUUAUUUCUUUUAUAUCAAAAUGAAAUUAUUCAAAUUGCAACUUCUUCCUUGCUUCUACCAAAUCAUGAGUGAGAAUUUCUAGGGCAUGUCCUGGUAGACUAUGAUUAGUCAGCGCUAGAACUUGAAUCGAUUUAUGAAGUUAGCUUUACUAUAUGAGAUAUUCUCUUGUUAUGUCCUAAUGUAACCUAUCAUCUC
Brachypodium distachyon (stiff brome) is the source of this 906-nucleotide messenger RNA. RefSeq names its product RNA-binding protein 2. The record is from RefSeq and is a predicted model, not a curated record. Lineage: Eukaryota; Viridiplantae; Streptophyta; Magnoliopsida; Poales; Poaceae. Gene Ontology annotation, molecular function: mRNA binding. The transcript has 5 exons. The coding region runs from base 70 to 693 and encodes 207 amino acids.